This is a messenger RNA of Camellia sinensis, 1372 nucleotides long. The record is from RefSeq and is a predicted model, not a curated record. Lineage: Eukaryota; Viridiplantae; Streptophyta; Magnoliopsida; Ericales; Theaceae.
UUUGUAUCACCAGCGUCCUCUAAUACAGGAUUUGAUGUCGGAUAGUCUGUACAUAACAACAGAGCCGUUGCUUACGCAUUGGCCCUUCAACAAAUUGAGAGGGAAAGCACUUGCAAAGACAAUGGAGCACAUCCACUAUGAAGAUGAAAUUAGUCGGUACAUUACCAUUGGAUGUGUCGAGAAGGUUUUAUGCAUGCUUUGUUGUUGGCUGGAAGAUCCUAAUGGUGAUUAUUAUAAGAAGCAUCUUGCUAGGAUCCCAGAUUACAUCUGGGUUGCUGAAGAUGGAAUUAAAAUGCAGAGUUUUGGCAGUCAACAAUGGGACACAAGUUUUUCAAUUCAAGCAAUAUUGGCUUGUAAUAUGCUUGAAGAAACAGGGGAAGUUCUUAGAAAAGGCUAUGAUUUCAUAAAGAAAUCACAGGUGAAGGACAACCCUUCUGGUGAUUUUAAAAAGAUGUUCAGGCACAUUUCUAAAGGAUCUUGGACUUUCUCUGAUCAAGAUCAUGGUUGGCAAGUCUCAGAUUGCACAGCAGAAGGGUUUAAGUGUUGUCUGUUGCUGUCUCAAUUGCCACCCGAAAUUGUUGGUGAAAAACAUGAGGCUGAAAGAUUGUAUGAUGCUGUGAAUGUCAUGCUUUCAUUACAGAGUAAAACUGGAGGUUUAGCAGCUUGGGAGCCAGUAAAAGCAGGGUCUUGGCUAGAGCUUCUUAAUCCUACAGAGACCUUUGCUGAUAUUGUAAUUGAACACGAGUAUGUAGAAUGCACAGCAGCAUCAAUCCAGGCUUUUGUGUUAUUCAUGAAAUUAUAUCCAAGACACCGCAAAAUGGAGAUUGAAGUUUUCAUCCAAAACGCAGUUCGUUUCCUUGAAGAUAUCCAAUUGCCAGAUGGGUCAUGGUAUGGGAAUUGGGGGGUUUGCUUCACAUAUGGGACAUGGUUUGCGCUGGGAGGGUUGGUAGCAGCGGGGAAGACAUACAACAAUUGUGUAGCCAUCCGUAAAGGUGUUGAAUUUUUGUUGUCGUCCCAACGAGACAAUGGAGGUUGGGGAGAGAGUUACCUUGCUAGUCCCCUCAAGAAAUAUGUACCACUAGAAGAGAAUCGAGCCAAUUUGGUGCAUACUUCAUGGGCCAUGAUGGGUCUAAUUCAUUCCGGCCAGGCCGAGAGAGACCCAAGAGCUCUACAUCGUGCUGCAAAGUUGCUGAUCAAUUCCCAAAUGGAAAAUGGAGAUUUCCCUCAAGAGGAAAUUACUGGAGUUUUCAUGAAGAAUUGCAUGUUACAUUAUGCAGCCUACAGGAAUAAAUUUCCAUUAUGGGCACUUACAGAAUACCAUAACAAAGUCAAAUUGCCAUCUAAUAAAGAAAAUUAAAAUUAAAAUUCUCUC